Messenger RNA from Haliotis rubra (blacklip abalone), 1213 nucleotides. RefSeq lists its product as uncharacterized. The record is from RefSeq and is a predicted model, not a curated record. NCBI's taxonomy places the organism in Eukaryota, Metazoa, Mollusca, Gastropoda, Lepetellida, Haliotidae. Gene Ontology annotation, molecular function: 8-oxo-7,8-dihydrodeoxyguanosine triphosphate pyrophosphatase activity. Gene Ontology annotation, biological process: dGTP catabolic process. Gene Ontology annotation, cellular component: cytosol.
AAUCCUGAACACAUUCGUGAAUACUUUUUUUAUUCAAACUUUGAAUUUUAACUGAAAUCGAAUAAUAUUGACAUACAAAAUUGCCCCUCAUAUUCACGUGAUAUUUUGUUUCUGCGGGACUGUGAAGAUGUCUGCCCCCAACGAGGAAACACAUGAGAGGCCUAAGGUCGGGGUAGGCGUGUUUGUGACAAGCCAGAACCACCCUGGAUGCGUUUUGCUCGGCAUCAGACAAGGCUCCACGGGGGAAGGAACGUAUGCGGUGCCAGGUGGACACUUGGAAUUCGGUGAGUCGUGGGAGAAGUGCGGUGCGAGAGAGGUGCUGGAGGAGACGGGGCUGUCUCUGAAGGGGGUGCGUUACUGCACCGUAGUCAACGGAGUGAAGAGAGAAGAGAAUUACCACUACAUAACGCUGUUCGUCAGGGGAGAGGUGGACCUCAGCUACAAGGCGGAACCAGAAAACACGGAGCCAACAAAAUGUCUAGGUUGGGAAUGGGUGGAAUGGGACAAGUUUCCUCCCUUAGAAAACCUCUUCUGUCCUCUGCGAGUGCUCCGAGACCAAAACUACAAUUUAUUCCAAGAAAGAAUGUUUACAGAGGUUUUCCGAGCCCUGGCGGAGUUUGCCGAAGAUAAUAAAAUGUCUGCCCCCAACGAGGAAACACAUGAGAGGCCUAGGGUCGGGGUAGGCGUGUUUGUGACAAGUCAGAACCACCCUGGAUGCGUUUUGCUCGGCAUCAGACAAGGCUCCACGGGGGUGGGAACGUAUGCGACACCAGGUGGACACUUGGAAUUCGGUGAGUCGUGGGAGGAGUGCGGCGCGAGAGAGGUGCUGGAGGAGACGGGGCUGUCACUGAAGGGGGUGCGUUACUGCACCGUAGUCAACGCGUUGAAAAGAGAAGAGAAUUACCACUACAUUACGCUGUUCGUCAGGGGAGAGGUGGACCUCAGCUACAAGGCGGAACCAGAAAACAUGGAACCAACAAAAUGUCUGGGUUGGGAAUGGGUGGAAUGGGACAAGUUUCCUCCCUUAGAAAACCUCUUCUGUCCUCUGCGAGUGCUCCGAAACCAAAACUACAAUUUAUUCCAAGAAAGCUGAUUUUCAGGCACAGUGGCCCACCAGACAGAAAUCCGCUGAAGUUUAGUCUCCGUUCCACCUAUGAAGUACGAGGGGCGUCCCAAAAGUAGUCGGCCUAACUAUAUUCUCGAUGUCCAAUGU